Messenger RNA from Penicillium roqueforti, 600 nucleotides. RefSeq lists its product as uncharacterized. The record is from RefSeq and is a predicted model, not a curated record. NCBI's taxonomy places the organism in Eukaryota, Fungi, Ascomycota, Eurotiomycetes, Eurotiales, Aspergillaceae. The coding region runs from base 1 to 600 and encodes 199 amino acids. The transcript has a single exon.
AUGGAAACCACCGUCUCGAUUUACCACGGCCCGUACGAGUCCAUCCCUGACAACGCUUCACCAGGCCUUAAGUUUCUAAAACGAUUCCUACCAGCACUAGACUCCCUAACCCCCGGCGAAAAUGUGAUCAGCCCUUUCUUCACAUCCAGCGCCCCCAUCCUCAUCGCCAGCGAUCCACCAACAACCGCAAGCCAAGCAGUCCCUAUCCUCGAAGUGCGCAGCCGACAUACCUCCAAAUUCCACCACCAUGUUGAUCUCGCCUGGGAUAUAGACCUUCGAGGUGACACAGGCCCCAUCAAUACGUCGUACAGCAGGACUGCUCCAAACGCGGACGCCGCCCAAAAAGGACAGCUCUAUGCUCCGCUAGUAGGGAACAUACAGAUGAAGCGCACGGUUAUGUUUGAAGCGACAUCGGAAACAACCUUCAGGGAGGAUCCCGACCAGUUCGCAGUUCGAGUCCGUGAGUUCAACAUCCUCGACUUGGAAGGCCGCGACGAGUCGGAUCUGCAGAUUGUUGAGAUGCGUAUCUUUUUGGACCAGAGACCUCUCCAGGCUCAUUCUGCGAGUCUAUUCACGGGCUCCGGCUAUUCCGGAUCUUAG